UCAGGUGUAAAAAUAAAGCACACUGAUCUAUCUAUCUAUCUAUCUGUCUAUCUAUCAUCUAGACAAUUUUUACCCAAAUAAAUCAAGGUUGCUUAUUCAAGUGAUAGCUUCCUGAGCAAACAGCGCAGGAAGUGUUUCGCAAGAUUGACAUGGCUCCGCGGUGACAACUGGAGUGUUUUUACACCUGCUUUCUAAAUAAGGACGCGGCCCGUCAGGCAUAUGACCGCCGCUCCAAUUUGGGAGCUGCCAAAGAGUCCAUCACGUCCCACACUCUCCUGUGAGCUCUCACUCUCCCUGGGCUCCUCGAUUGCGUGGAUUGACAGCGAUAUAUAUAUAUAUAUUUGCGUAGUGCUGCAGAGCGCGCAUCGAUCGCUGGCGCUCAACUUUUCUUCGCCCAUCCCCUCCGUUCUGCAUUACACUUAACGGGCCGGUGGCAGCGGUGAGGACGUGAGGUCAGCGUGAUGUCAUCCUUAAGGUGGGUGAUGUCAUCUUGAAGAUCUCCCAGGCAAGGUGAGCUUGCAUUGUGGCGAGUGUGUGGUGCUCCCCACGCCAGCGUUUGUCCACCGGGAGAGGUGAAACAUGGUAAUCAUCAGCACCGCCGCCACCAGCUCAAGCUCCGCCGCCCUGCUCUUCUCAUCUACCGAGGGGCUUAUUGCGUUACACGCCCGCAGCCCCGACCUGCCUUCCAAAAAUAAGCACCUGCCACCAUGCCGAAAGAAGAAAAACAAGAGUGGUAUUUUUAGGGUCAUUAAUUUUGACCACGUGCCCCGAGGGUAAACCGGAUGGCCACUGCGCAAAGGCUCCUCAUCAGUAUGUGCGAGACCAGCGGGCGAUGGACGUGGACUGCGUUUGUUCUGCUUGGCUUUUUGCUCGGAAUCGUGUCCUCUUACCCCAUCUCCGACAGGACUAAUGCAACUCUACUGGAGAAAAGCUGGGAGACGCUCUUCUCCCGCUCAGUUUUGGGGAUCUCGAUGGACAAAUCGGACCUGAACUGGGAGAGUGACUAUUUGAUGGGUAUUAAGAGAGUGCGGAGGCUGUACUGCAACGUGGGCAUCGGGUUUCACCUGCAGGUCCUCCCAGACGGCAGGAUAAACGGUGUACAUAAUGAGAACCAGUACAGUGUGAUAGAAAUCUCAGCGGUAGAGAGAGGGGUUGUUAGUCUGUACGGCGUGAAGAGCGAGCUUUUUGUCGCAAUGAGCAGCCGCGGAAGGUUGUACGGAACGAGGGUCUUCCGUGACGAGUGCAAGUUCAAGGAGAUGCUGCUGCCCAACAAUUACAACACAUACGAGUCUUCCAUUUACAAGGGCUUUUAUAUCGCCCUCAGCAAACAUGGCCGCUUGAAGCGAGGCUACAAGGCCUCCCCAGUGAUGACUGUCACACAUUUCCUUCCACGUUUGUUAGCAAAACUUGCAAAAACACAAUAAUUUGCACAUGUUGGAUGUUCUCGUGGCUAACCUAAACACGUGAGGUGAACUGCAAAGAACAAAAAUAACACUUACAGUAUUUAUUCUCGUUGAAAUAAUGAUAUAUGUAUAUUUCCGUAUCUUGUGUCGGAACUGUGUAAAUGCUGUCCUUCGCUGCUUUUGAUUUCUGUUAUGAGUGAGAGGUGGAGAGCUUUUUUGCCCUCUAACUUUAUGGGUGCUUGCCAUAACUGGUGUAAACUUUAGCUGGCCAUAGGAAUGACGAACAUCCUCAGCUUUUAGAAGUGAAAUGAAUACUUUUUAUUACCUCAAAGAGCCACGUCUGCACAGAAGUAUUUGAAAGGUACAGUGGGAAGAAUAAAUAUUGGUUUACUCGGAUCUUCAUUUGUAUCACCUUUGAAGAUGAAAGCAUUUAUUUUCUGCAGUUAUUCCUGUUUCGUGAUUAGUUGGUGCCUUAUAGCUACUGAUAUUUUGGCUCGUUUUAUUCGUAUGCAAUGAAGACAUGCCACUGUUAUGACUUUAUAGUUCCUUCUGUCAAAUGGAGGCUUUAAUGUCUUCUAAGAUUAGUUUAUGAUCCAUAUUUAUAUCACAGGCUUGGAGAUUAAAGACGGCUUGCAUGGAUCUUUAUUGAUACUCAGAAAAGUGUACCGUUUAUCUGUAAUGUUUUUGAUUUUGAAUGAAAAAAGAUAUUUGGAAAAAUGUCAGCAACUGACAUUUCUGGGACAUCGACUACCAUAGUAGGAACAAUUUAAAUGGUAGUCAAAUGUGCCCUAUAUCUGUUUGCUUUCCUAAAUUCUUGACUUUUCUACUAUGGUAGUCAAUGAUGUCCCAGAAAUGUCAGUUGCUAACAUUUUUCCAAAUAUCUUUCUUUAUAUUCAACAGAACAAAGAAAUGUAUACAGGUUUGGACAGCCUUGAGGGUGAGUGAAUUAAGACAGAAUUUUCAUUUUUGGGUGAAGUAUCCCUUUAACCUCUAAAAUAGUGACUGAUCUCCAUUGAGGUGUUAGGAAUUUAAUCUCACCAACAUGUUGACUACAUACUUGAACUCCAUCAAAAAGUCUUUGGAAUGUAAAAAACGGUCUUCUGUUUAAGAUAACAUCAUUUGUUCAUUUAUGCUUAAACAGCAAACACUAUCCAACUACUAACUUCCAGACUCAAUGAACAGUCAGAUUUGAAGAAUUCGGUAUCUUUAGGCAUUCCCCCUCCAUAGCUUACAAAGUUUUUGUAGUUCUUUAGUUUUAUAAUUUAUUUGCAAAUUUUCAGUCAAAGAAAGGCUGAGGCUCUCAUUUGUGAAGAAUCUUUUGUAACGUUUUAGUUCAAACUACAACAAUCAAGAUGUCUUUGUACAUCUGUAUGUACACUUGUAUCCUUUGUGCAAGUCAUGUUAGAACAUGUUGGAUUUGUGUGUCACAGCCGCAAUGUGCAAGAGCGAAGGAAAGGUUUGCUGAUCAGAGCUUUACCACUGCGGUUGAACAGUUAAAGGUUACAACGUAUCGACUUACCUUGCAUUCUCUCUUGCACUAAUGGCUCUGCUAUUUAGUUCAGCAGAAUACUUGACAUUGAUAUUUUGAGUUAAUAAUAAUGGAAAGAAGAUUCAUUUCUACUGAGAUGUUUGAGUCAGGUACACUGAUAUGCAGAUGGUUAUACAAUAUGCUUACUAAGUGUGUUUGAGUUUUAAAGGGGAAGUGUGUGAUUUGUGCACCAUAGAAUUGCAAUUUGCUUGUUUUAUAACAUUUUCUCAAGCAUCUGUUUGUCAAACAAUGGAAACUUUUGUGUUUGGAAACAUUAUUUUUGCAAUUCAUUCUGGUUGAGCUAGUUGCAUAAAAAUGACACACUUACCCUUAAAAAAUUUAAAUUCAAAUUGCUUUGGUAAUUUUCGAGAAAUUAGUUAUUUUCAACUUUAUUGUGUUGAAAGGAUGAACUUUAUACGGUAUGAUCUUCAGUUGGAUCUUGAGUCUAUGGAUUUAAAACUCUUUGUACCCCAAAUAUAGGCAUGCAAUGUGAUUGCUUUAAUGAAAAAUGUCAAAAUGACUGCUUUGUACUGUAUGUGAUGGCCUAUGUUAAUUUAUUGAUAUGUAUCUCCACUGUACUGUCCUUUGUCACAUUUCAGAUCUCUUUAUACUUAGGUAAAAUGAAUAGAAUUUUGCAUGGAUUGUAAUGCAAAAUGUUGGACAGAAAUGUUGUAUCUAGAAGUUAAGCCCUCAAAACAAAACAGCUAUCUCUCAUGCAAGUUCCACCAGUUUUUUGUACUGUAUCUCUAGCUUAAACGGCCCCAUUUGUGGCUUGCAGGAUGACUGUAAGGGGUGGUGCGUGUGUGUGUGUAUGCAGCAUUUGUGUUCUUUCUCAGUUUUGUAUUCCUGCACAGAGGGGCGGACGCCCCCUCCAAAUUCCCCUCCUAUUUUCUAUCAUAUACCUCACCUUCUGCCUUAGUUCCAAUUUGUUGAGAUGAUUGUACGAUUUGUUGGAGACAACACACUUUUUGCCAAUCAUUUUGUUUCUAAUCUCUAAAAAAAAGAAAAAGUGAGAAUUCUAAUAUAUUAAGAAAAUGUUUCCUUUUAUUUUUAUACGUAUAUGUGCUGUGCACAGCAGCCAACUGUAUUACUGAAAUGA
This is a messenger RNA of Triplophysa rosa, 4030 nucleotides long. It is a transcript of the gene fgf6a, whose product is annotated as fibroblast growth factor 6a. Gene Ontology annotation, cellular component: cytoplasm. The transcript is spliced from 3 exons. Gene Ontology annotation, biological process: cell differentiation; positive regulation of cell population proliferation; regulation of cell migration. NCBI's taxonomy places the organism in Eukaryota, Metazoa, Chordata, Actinopteri, Cypriniformes, Nemacheilidae. The record is from RefSeq and is a predicted model, not a curated record. Bases 783 to 1424 code for a protein of 213 amino acids. Gene Ontology annotation, molecular function: growth factor activity; fibroblast growth factor receptor binding.